Alternaria incomplexa is the source of this 1746-nucleotide messenger RNA. RefSeq lists its product as uncharacterized. The transcript is spliced from 4 exons. The record is from RefSeq and is a predicted model, not a curated record. Bases 1 to 1746 code for a protein of 581 amino acids. Lineage: Eukaryota; Fungi; Ascomycota; Dothideomycetes; Pleosporales; Pleosporaceae. Gene Ontology annotation, biological process: retrograde transport, endosome to Golgi. Gene Ontology annotation, cellular component: Golgi apparatus; membrane.
AUGAAGGCACGGCUGCGCAACAUCGCUCUACUGCUGUUCACUACGAUAACAGCAGUAGCAGCGAUGGAUGUUACGCUCUCCGAUAAGGAGACGCAAAAGUGCAGCGGCAUGUACAGCAAGAAAUCGUGGGGAGGCAAGGUCGAUCCCUUCAUACUUGUCAAGUUCAUAAAAGAUCCCAAGAAGAACGAGGGCAUCAAGGACCAAACUGUCAGCCUGGUGAUCUGGGAAUGGAAAGACACUUUACUUCUGGGCGCACCUUCCGACUUGCCCGUGAAUGAUGAAAAUCGCCACUACAUUUGCGACGACGAAUCGAUAAAACUGAAACUCUGCGACGAAAAAGAUAAGGGCAAAUGGGUGCUUGCAGAAGACGUCGAAGACGCUUCUCAGAUGCCUAUUCGAACCGACGCCAUCAAUCUCGACGACCCGAAACCGAUCAAAUACCCAGUCUCCACCGCAGAAACAAAGGUCCCAAUCAAGACGGGCUACUAUUGUGUGGCUGCGAAUGCGGCAGACAAAGAACUGGAAUUCGAGGCUAUUGUGACAUUCCGGAAUGCCUAUGGCGAGCUCCAGGCCGCCCAGAUUGCGAAACUCCCAUUUUACGGCGGCAUUACAAUUGUGUACUUUGUUGUGCUGGCAUUCUGGGGCUUCCUAUAUUUCCAGAAUCGCCACGACAUUCUUGCCGUCCAGAACUACAUCACGGCCAUCCUAGUCUUCCUAGUCGUGGAGAUGCUAAUGACCUGGGGCUACUACGACUACCAGAACCGCCACGGUAACAACGUCGGUACCAAAGCUCUCAUGAUCGUCGUCGCUGUACUGAACGCUUUCCGCAACUCCUUCUCGUUCUUCCUCCUGUUGAUCGUAUGCAUGGGAUAUGGCGUUGUCAAGCCUUCUCUUGGCAAGACCAUGACUGUUGUUCGCUGGCUUGCUGUAGCUCACUUCAUCUUUGGCGUAAUUUACGCUGUGGCUUCGCUUACUGUUCGUCCCGAUGAUGCUGGACCUCUGGUCUUGCUAGUCAUCCUUCCUCUGUCGGCUACCCUCACGGCCUUCUACAUCUGGACUCUGAACUCGCUAAACCUCACGAUGAAGGACUUGAUGGAGCGCAAGCAGCACGUCAAGGCUACCAUGUACAAGAGAUUAUGGUGGUGCAUCUUGACAAGCAUCGUCGUUAUCUUUGGUUUCUUCUUCAUCAACAGCUUCACUUUUGCUGGAGCGUCGACACCUGACUUCGCGCCGACCCAUUGGCAAACACGAUGGUUCGUGCUCGAUGGCUGGCUAAAUCUCGUCUACCUGGCCGACGUCUGUUUCGUCGCGUAUAUGUGGAGACCAACGGCCAACAACCGAAGGUUCGCCAUGAGUGAUGAGAUUGCACAAGAUGACGAAGGCUUCGAAAUUGCCUCGAUGAGAGACUCUCUUGAUGAAGAAGAGAGAGGAGCAGACCAACCCCCUUCGUACGACCCAGCGCAGAGGUCGAACAACAACAACAACAUUGCGCGCGAUGUAUCGCCAUUGCCCGCACCGCAAGCCCAGAAGCCCAUUGUACCUCCCAGGGAGAGCCUCGAUGGCGACACCAUCUUCGCGGUAGGCGAGGAUGAUAAGUGGAGCAGUGAAGAAAGUGGCGACGAGGAAGAAAGCGAGGAUGAGGAGGAUGAUUCGGACGACUCGGAUGAUUCAGACGAGUCAGGGCCAUCGAAUUCAAAAGCGAAGGACAGUGAGCGGUCCAGAUUAACUGGUCGAAAGAACGACUAG